GGGUGCAGGCAUGAUGGCUAAUGAUCAGACGAAGCAGCAAGUGUGCUCUCCGCUACAUUCUCUCCUUUCCUCCUCUCUGCUUGUAGUUCUUUGGCUGUUCCAUCACGCUACACACACAGCCUCUUUUGCGCGUUACGAGAUCACGCUGCAGCCUGGCCAUCCACUUUACUCUUUACUCACGCCCGUCUACUUACGUCAUCACGUGAGCGGUCGAGAGUGGUCGUUCAUUUGGCUCAGCCUUCCGUUCACAGUCACGGUCGCUGACUGCUUCCAUUAUAGAUGAUAGAUCUCCUUCGCAGCCACCAGAUGCGGCAGCGAGCCAACCAGCAGCAACAGAUGGGCCAGCGGCCGAUACAGUUUCCUCCACAGAUGAACCUGACUGCGUCAGCCUCGCUCCAUGAGCAACUACCACAGGCGCAGGCCUCAAAGAAUCCCUUUUCGAACACGAAUGCGCAACGGCUGCAAAUGAUCGCCAACAGUACACCUCAAAUUGCCCAAAUACUUCUUCAGCGACAGCAGCAGCAACAGCAGCAGCAGCACACGCAACAAGCGUCGAUGCAAUCAUCGCCCACGCCGCAACAGAUGUGGGAGUUUCGUGCGGCAACGUACCAGCAGAUGCGAGCCCGCGCGACAAAACUGCAGAGCAUCAUCCGCGAGCUUGAGAAGCAGCAACAGGAGCAUGGCUCCCGUCACGUUGGAAUGUCGGACAUGCAGUGGGAGUUUGAGAGAAACAGGAUUCAGUCAGAAAUCAACGAGAAGAAGCAGCAGUUUUUCGGAUUCGUGAAUGAGCUGAAGAGAUUGGCCACCGCGAACUCUACUAAAGCAUCGUUCAAUCUGCUUGCCGGCGUUGAGCAGCAGGGAAAUAUAAGCGAGGUAGCGCAGCAUCAGGGUUCUCCUCUCCCUGUUCAAAACAAUGCGCCUUCUGGUCAUUCUCCGCCAAAUCUCUUUCGUCCAGAGCCUCAAUCGGAACAGCAGGCGCUGAUGAAUGCUCCCGCGCAAGGGUCCGUCAUGCGGGGGAGCCCGUUAAUGAUGCCUGGUCAACAGGCCGGGGGACAAAUGGAGCAGGCUCCCUAACGAAUGCUCGGUACGCCGUUUCCGCAGGGUGGAACGCCGAUGCGCACCUCGCCGCACAUGCCUUCGCAAUUCCCGAAUAUGCCCUCCAAUGAGCAGAUGCAGCAGGUGCAACAGAGCGCGCAGAUGCCAAUGCAAACGCCU
Molecule: messenger RNA, 1215 nt
Organism: Laetiporus sulphureus 93-53
Lineage: Eukaryota; Fungi; Basidiomycota; Agaricomycetes; Polyporales; Laetiporaceae
Exons: 2
Coding region: 280-1074 (264 amino acids)
Source: RefSeq, a predicted model, not a curated record